Gavialis gangeticus (Gharial) is the source of this 2341-nucleotide messenger RNA. RefSeq names its product chromosome unknown C7orf49 homolog (gene CYREN). Lineage: Eukaryota; Metazoa; Chordata; Crocodylia; Gavialidae. The record is from RefSeq and is a predicted model, not a curated record. The transcript is spliced from 3 exons. Bases 189 to 710 code for a protein of 173 amino acids. Gene Ontology annotation, biological process: double-strand break repair via nonhomologous end joining; negative regulation of double-strand break repair via nonhomologous end joining. Gene Ontology annotation, cellular component: nucleus; cytoplasm.
UUUAGCUUGGACUACAGAAAAUUAUUUUUUUUAAAAAGGUACUGCCUGCUUCCUUGCUUCUGUCUGUCUGUCUUUCCACCUACCUAGCCAGUGUCUUCUCAAGACAUUCACUGGGGGCCUGUUGUUCGUUUCUUCCUGGUGCCACCUUAGCAGAGCAUUAAUAAAGGCUGCUGUGUGAGAGUGUGUGUAUGGUGCUAACCAUUAGGACAGGUAGUCCUUACUUUGAUCUUUGUGCCUGUGUCUUGAUUGUAAUGUGCAAAAGGAAACGCUGCCCGCAAGAGAUGGAGGCCUCUGCAUCAACAGCAAAGAAGAGGGUCCUCCCCUCAUGGAUGAUAGCAGGGGUGGCAGAGCAGAGAGAGACAAUGCCACCAGCGAGACCCAAGAGGAGGAAGAAGGCAGCUGAGGCAGGGACUGUGACUGUCUACUGUAUGAAUGAAGCAGAGCUAGUGACUGUGGCGCUGGGGAUACUGGCUGAGAAUUUGAAAUGCAAGGAAAGAGAAGACAAGGUUUUGUCCGAAAAUGAAGAGGAGCAGGGAUGCCAGCAGUUGCAGAUUGAUCCUCAGUGGAGUCCAGCAACUACAAGUGGGUCCAGAACACCAAAGUCAGGCACCAAGCCCCAGACUGAAGCUUUGGGCUGUGCUGACAGGACUGUGUCAGAGGAUGAGGACGACGAUGUUUUAAAAUAUGUCAGGGAGAUAUUUUUUACUUAAAGUCUGUUUUGCUGCUGCUGUUCCAAUCAAAACUAAUAUAGCAGGAACCAUUUUAGAGGACAGAAAAUUGGAAAGACCCACAAGGUUACUAGAAUGAUGGAUCUAGAAAUGAUGACAGCAGAGAUGCUUUUGGGAAGCCAGUGGUCUCUCUAUACAAAAUGAACGUGGAACUCAUAACAAGGCCUUAGAAAGACCUUUUGCUGUGUGUUGGCUAUGGGGAAGAUGAACACUGGGGUUUUUUUGUUUGGAACAUCAGAACUGCUUAAAGCGUUGGUUGUUUUUAAAAAGCCCCUUUGACACUUCUUCCUCUUUUGUGGAAAGGAAGUGAGCAUGAAGAAAAGCUGAGAGUGCAUGUAUGUAUGAGAGUAAACAGUUCCCAUCCAGUCAUGCCCUGAACUGGGCUUGCAUGUUCGUGACCAGAAUAUCUUGGAGAUACCUUGGAGAUGCUUGUGACUUCGGCUUCUUCUCCGUUUUUAAUACUUCUUCUACCCCUUAUUACCAUUGGGUCCUCCCACCUCACUUAGAACUGUGGGACUUCCUAACUGGCAGUCUUUGCACGGGGGUCAUGGAGACUGAAUUCUUCUCAGCCCUAGGUUUGACCUUUCAGGUCAGUGUGAGGCAGAGUGGGGAAGGUGUGCUGGGUUGUAGCCCUUGCUAACCCAGGAGUUCCUUCUGUAGGUUGUCUUUUAUCAACAUUAUGUUAAGUUUGAUAUCUCAACUUCUUAUUUUUCAAAUGAGUGUCUACUCUCUGGGAGCAUCUGAUGAUGUCCCUGCUUGUGGGUGCUCUCUAGGCUAUUUGAAAUCCCAUCUCCUUUCAUAAAGUAUACUAUUGGGAACUUGGGCCAGUCGCAUGGGUGAAGUAGGCAGCAGCAGCAAGUUGCCUGCCAGAUAGCAAAGUAGUGUUUAAUUCUGGCCUUCCAACAUUCAUCCCAGAGCAUGCUGAAAGGGAACAUCAGUGUGAAAGGGAGGGAGUUUUGAAGUAGGUGAGGGCAGCAGAUUAGGGGUGUGAGAGCGUGUGCCCUCGUGUCCACCCAGCUGCAUUAGAAUUACCUUAACGUCGGGCUUGUCUUUCCCACUCGUGUGCCAUGCCUUGAUGGUAUAAUGAUAUUCAAGAGGAUGGAUGACUCUGAGCAGAGGUCAGUCUGGCAGGGACCACGGUCUUCUGCAGGGCUGCACCUCCCCUUCACCCUGCCCCUUUCCUCUCCGGUGGUUGGUCACUCUUCUCUGUUGGUCAGGAGUGUGAGAUACCUUGCAGAGUCUCUGCUCAAGCUCAGCCAGGUUAUUUACCCUGUGGUUCUUUGGUCUCGGUUUCUUCUGGCUGAGCCUUUCCUUGGCUGAAUUGAUUGGGUUAUACUCUACCCAUCCUCUUUUCUCUCCUUUCUCUUUGUCAUCAUUUCUACUCCUUCUUUCUAGUGACUCUUAAGUGUCUGUGAUUAUUCAUGAAUUAACUCCUUUCUCACUUUCUGUUCUCUUCCAGACUUACUUCAGGCCUUGUAGACUAAACCACUUUUAAAAGACUUAGUUGUAGGGAAUUAGGGUCCUGUAACCAUAGAUCAAGGACAAAAGAGAUCCUUCUCUCCAUCUGGACUGUAUUUACACGGGGGCAAUAAAUCAAAAGGUGAGAUCUCUUA